Pelobates fuscus (common spadefoot toad) is the source of this 1432-nucleotide messenger RNA. It is a transcript of the gene SLC25A30, whose product is annotated as solute carrier family 25 member 30. Gene Ontology annotation, molecular function: transmembrane transporter activity. The record is from RefSeq and is a predicted model, not a curated record. The coding region runs from base 135 to 1007 and encodes 290 amino acids. Gene Ontology annotation, biological process: transmembrane transport. The transcript has 10 exons. Lineage: Eukaryota; Metazoa; Chordata; Amphibia; Anura; Pelobatidae.
GCUUUUGUGGGCGUGGCAUCGUGUAAGGAAUCCUCCACUUAACUCGUUGUUCAUUGCUCCCCGGUCCGUGUCACCGAGCGGCCUGUAUCAGCACCACGGACACCCCCGGCACAAAGGAGCCCUCAAAACAGAACAUGUCCACUCCCAGCUGGAAACCCUUUAUAUAUGGAGGUUUAGCCUCCAUCACUGCUGAAUGUGGAACUUUCCCCAUAGAUUUAACGAAAACUCGUCUCCAGGUGCAGGGUCAGACUAAUGAUGUAAAAUACAAAGAAAUCCGCUACAGAGGAAUGCUCCAUGCACUUUCAAGAAUAUGUAGGGAGGAGGGAUUGAAAGCACUAUACUCUGGGAUUGCGCCAGCAAUGCUUCGCCAGGCUUCUUAUGGCACCAUUAAAAUUGGAACCUACCAGAGCUUAAAGAGAUUAUUUGUUGAUCGUCCAGAAGAUGAAACGCUAGUUCUGAAUGUAUUUUGUGGAGUUCUGUCUGGUGUGGUUUCUUCUUGCAUUGCCAACCCCACAGAUGUUUUAAAGAUAAGAAUGCAAGCCCAGGGCAGCCUUAUCCAGGGAGGAAUGAUUGGAAACUUCAUCAGUAUCUACCAGCAGGAAGGAACUAGAGGGUUAUGGAAGGGGGUUUCACUCACUGCACAAAGAGCAGCUAUUGUGGUUGGUGUGGAGUUGCCGGUGUAUGACAUCACCAAGAAACAUCUGAUCUUGUCUGGGCUGAUGGGAGACACCAUCUAUACUCACUUUCUGUCCAGUUUUACUUGUGGGUUAGCAGGAGCUCUUGCUUCAAAUCCUGUUGAUGUUGUAAGAACUAGAAUGAUGAACCAGAAAGUGGUAUGUGAUGCUGCCUCAAGUUACAAGGGCACCCUGGAUUGUUUAUUGCAGACUUGGAAGAAUGAAGGGUUUUCUGCUUUGUACAAAGGAUUUUGGCCAAACUGGUUAAGACUUGGACCAUGGAAUAUCAUUUUCUUUAUCACCUAUGAACAGUUAAAGAAACUGAAUCUCUAACGUUUGGACUACAUAAAGCUAGCCAAAUGAUUUAAAGUAUCACAAAACCACCAGGCAGCUCUGCAGCUGGCUCCCUGAUAUCCCAAUGAAACAUUUGAAUGUUUGCCCAGAGUACAGGUAUUGGAAGGAUGAAAACUAAACACACCAAAGCUUCGUGACUACUUUUUUUUGGAAGCUAUACAAGUUAAGGUCCAAUGCCGCAACGGAGGAUUUUUUUUUAUUUAUUAGUGCUUAUUCUCACAGGGAAUCCAGGAUUGUGUUAGAAGAUGGAGAUUAAGCGUUUUUCAUAAUGUAUUGGUGAAUGGAAGAACUAUCCAUUGUUGCACUGCCAAAAAGAAACCUUUAAAGUAUAUAUUUUUUACACCUGCAAAGUAAAAUGGAUUUUUGAAUGUAUGUAUGUUUGUUUGGUUUGUUUUUUUUGUUUU